AUGGGUCCCACGACGCUGACGACGACCUUCAACCACCAGACCUUAACCCACAGCCUCCAGAUUAAAUGGACAUCACUGGGCAACCCCAAGUCUCAGCCCCUCAUCUUCAUUCACGGCACGCCAUGGUCCUCCAAAAUGUGGAAGCCAUUUGCAGUGGCAUUGUCGCGACAGUUCCAUGUCUAUCUACUCGACAGACCGGGUUUCGGUGAAUCGCCCUCAGAGCAGCCGCUGCAGGCUGACUGGAAACCCGACAGCCCGAUGAUCCAAUACGACUCGGAUCUUGCACGGCAAUCAGACACAUUUGCGGCACUCUUUAAAACGUGGCAAGCUGACUGGAACGGCCGGAAACCUCACGUUAUCGCCCAUGACAAUGCUGGCCUGCUCAGCCUGAGGGCACAUCUCCUGCACGAUUGCCAAUACGCCAGUCUGUGUCUGAUCGACGUCGUCGCCAUUGGACCUUUCGGUCAAUCGCUCUUCAAAGCCGUGGCAGAAGACCCAGAGCGCUUCGAGCGUCUCCCAGAUAUGGCGUUCCAAGGCAUCUUGGAAGGGUACAUUCGAAACGCGGCAUAUCACGAGCUCCCCAAGGAGACGAUGGAGAUGCUGAAGGCGCCCUGGCUCCGACCGGGGGGCAAGGCGGGCUUCCUACGAGAAUUAUGCCAGGCCAACGCACGCUCGACGGAUGCCGUUGAGGGUCGUUACGGGGAAGUUGGCAAGGCCAUGCCGGUCAAGGUGAUAUGGGGCGCCAACGAUGAAUGGAUCCCCGCGAAAGAUGCCCACAGACUUGGUGAUGCGUUGAAUGCCAGAGAGGUGGUGAUCAUUGAGGAAGCUGGACACUUGAGCAUGAUUGAUCAAGCAGGAGAAGUAGGCGUCGAGUUUGGGAGGUGGUUAUGCUCACUGUAG
Molecule: messenger RNA, 900 nt
Organism: Emericellopsis atlantica
Lineage: Eukaryota; Fungi; Ascomycota; Sordariomycetes; Hypocreales; Bionectriaceae
Product: Alpha/Beta hydrolase protein
Exons: 1
Coding region: 1-900 (299 amino acids)
Source: RefSeq, a predicted model, not a curated record